AUGCCCGAGAUCCCGUAUGAAUGGGUCGCUGUGUAUCCUGAUGGGUAUUUAACGACGGUUCGAACACAAUAUGUCAACGUGAACGGCACCAAACUGGCCUACCGCCGGUUUGGUAAGAAGGGCGGGAAUCCCGUCUUCUACUUCAACCAUCUCCGAGCUGCCAUGGACGUUACCGAUCCACUGCUGUUCAACUACAUCGCCCAGUAUCGCGAGGUCAUCUUGUUCGACAAUGCCGGCAUCGGCCAUAGCGGCGGCGAUGUCCAGACCACUAUUGAGGGCAUGGGUGACACCGCCGUUGCCUUGAUCCAGGCUCUCGACGUCCAGAAAGUGGUUGCUUUUGGCUUCUCCUUGGGCGGCGGUGUAGCUCAGUACAUCUCGUGGCAAUACCCCGAGCUGGUUGAAAAGGCAGUCUUUUCUGGCACGCAACCCUCUGCCGGGCCAGGAUUAGCCUCACCUGAUCCCGUGGUGUUCGAUGUUGCCCUGUCACCUGGCGAGCCUACCGAGGAGGACAUGCUUUUCCUUUUCUUUCCCGACACAAACACAAGCCGAACUCAAGGUCACGACUGGUUCCAACGAAGGACAGACCGUCGCGUCAAGGGCGAGGCUCUGAGCGGCUCUUUGAUGGAACCUGGUGCCUCGGCUCAGGUAGCAGCAAUCUCCGACUUCACCACCAACACAGAGAACUUUGCCCGGCUACAGGAUAUCAAGGUUCCCGUCUUGGUCACCAACGGAUACAACGACAUUAUGGCACCCACUGUCAACAGCUAUGUCCUGCAGCAACAGCUCCCUUAUGGAUACUUGCACAUCUACCCCGACUCUGGCCAUGGUCAUCUUUUCCAGUUCCCUAAGCAAUACGCCGAGGCACUGAAGGAUUUCCUGGAUGUGUGA
Messenger RNA from Ilyonectria robusta, 888 nucleotides. RefSeq names its product Alpha/Beta hydrolase protein. The record is from RefSeq and is a predicted model, not a curated record. NCBI's taxonomy places the organism in Eukaryota, Fungi, Ascomycota, Sordariomycetes, Hypocreales, Nectriaceae. The transcript has 2 exons. Bases 1 to 888 code for a protein of 295 amino acids.